Messenger RNA from Asterias rubens (European starfish), 1882 nucleotides. RefSeq names its product polyglutamine-binding protein 1-like. The coding region runs from base 285 to 1010 and encodes 241 amino acids. Gene Ontology annotation, molecular function: ribonucleoprotein complex binding; protein binding. The transcript is spliced from 8 exons. Gene Ontology annotation, biological process: alternative mRNA splicing, via spliceosome. The record is from RefSeq and is a predicted model, not a curated record. NCBI's taxonomy places the organism in Eukaryota, Metazoa, Echinodermata, Asteroidea, Forcipulatida, Asteriidae. Gene Ontology annotation, cellular component: cytoplasm; nuclear body.
AAGUGGUGAAAAAAAUAAUAUGCCAACGAAACUAGAGGGUACAAGGAACGUUUUUCAAGCUAAAAAGGAAGACAUUUGAAAACUAUUAUGAUGGCACGGCAAAAUCUGACAAAUAAAUCGACAAGUUUGCUUUACGGCAUUGUGGGUAAAACUUCUUAUGGUCCAUGGGUUAUAGAUAUUUUGUACUUCAUGGUGAAAAGUCCACACUCGUCGCGACCGAAUGCAGCUAGAAGUCGUCAGCAGAUAUAAUAACAAAACAUUUGUUGUACAUCUUGAGUUUGAAGAUGCCACUCCCAGCUGCUCUAGCCGCAAGACUUAAGAAAAGAGGUCUGAUUAAAGAAGACAACGCUUCACAAGAUCCACAUGAGGAAAUCAUAGCUGUUGACUACUCUGAUGACACGCCCGUACAACAAACAGCGCCCUCUACUGAGGAUGUCGUGGUUGCGCCAGCAGCGGGGGAGACACUCCCCUCGGGAUGGUUCAAGGUCAAAGAUCACAUCAGUGGUUAUUACUAUUAUUGGGACUCAGACAAAGAUUUGGUCUCCUGGCUCUCACCUAAAGAUCCUAAGGCACAAGUAACACUAUCAGCCACGAAGCUGAAAGAACUCCAAGAACGUAAAGCCAAGAUGCAAGCUCAACCGCAACCGCUACCGCCAGGAACUGAAACAAGAAACCAAGUAGAGAGACAUGGUGCACCAUCGGUUGGUCCAAUGAGGCCGGGUAUUGAGUUACGUAAACAAACAGAGAGACAUGAGAGACCAUCUCCCUAUCAGAGACCUCAUAGAGAAGACAGAGAUUCUCAUCAAAGACAGAGGCGGAAGAAAGAUGAUGAGCUCGAUCCGAUGGAUCCCAGCAGUUAUUCCGACACUCCACGAGGUAACUGGUCCUCGGGUCUCCCUAAGACAAACGAAGCAAAGACUGGAGUAGACGUAACGGCAAAUGGACCCCUAUUUCAGAUGAGACCUUACCCUAGUCCCGGUGCAGUCCUAAGAGCCAAUGCUGGUAAAUGAAACAGCCACUGUGAAUUUGUUCUUUUUAAUAUUGUGCAUAAAGACAUUGUGAUUGACUAUUUCAUGUGUGGUUCGGCUGGUAGCUUUUAAUUGGCGCAUGAAACGGCAGUUGCAGUAACAUCAGGAUCGCUUCGUCAUUUCAUGUUCUUCAUGACCGAGGUGUUAAUGGAAUAGUUUUUAGACUGUUGAAAUGAAUCACCCAAAGCUUUUGGAUGGAAGGGAAUUAUUAUUUGUAACUUCAGAAUAAUUAGACCAGUCUGAUGCAACCUAGUGUACGAACAUCACCCGUUGAACAUGUUUGUUCCUGGUACGCACCGUGUCGCAGUUUCAUGUCAGCGCAUCAUCUGGAGCCGGCAUGCUGUUUCAAUGGAUUUUUCCUGAUCUCAGGAUUUGCUGUAUCUGUAUCUGUUCAGUACUGCACACAAACUCCACUAUCGGGAUAUCAAUGGUGCAGGCGCGUGGUGGCUAGUAGUGGAUUAAUAGUGGGCCCCCUGAAUAAAGGUAGCAUGUCAUUUAAUCUUCUCAAAACAGCCUUCAUAUUGUUUUUUAAAGAAGUCAAGCAGUCGCCAAGGGAUUGGAGGAAUAGUCGACAUUGAGUACAAACCUGUAGUUUUGUCUUUGUAGUGAUCCACAGAGUUUGUAAAUCUUCUGAAUUUUAACAUGUGGGAGGUUUUGCAUCUGUAAGGCAGAGGAUCCCCUGACAGCAAGCUACCGUUUCAGAAAUGUUCACUGUCCUCACUGAGAUAAUUUUGUUUACGUGAAACAUUCGAUUUAGUUUUUUUUGGUUUUAUUUCUUUGUUACAUGACUGUUAAAUGCUUAACAAUUUGCUUUAACUCUCCUCUUUUAAAAAUAAAAUAAAUUCAUUACAUGA